UGUUUUUGUUUUGCGAAAGCUACUUCAGACUGAAUGCCAACACAUGAUGUCACUCUGGCAGAAAUCAUCAUUUAAAAGAAAGGGAGAAAGUAGCUGCAGCCACUUAGCAACUCCGUGGAGAGAGGGUGCGAGCUGGAACAGACAGAGCCCAGAAGCAGCCUUACAUAUCAUAGGAGGCAGCAAGUGGAGGGGAGGCAGGAACUGGGCGAGAGCUGUUUUCUGGACUUAGCAGCUAAGAGCUGGAACAAGCUGAAUAAGAUCACUUUAACUGAAAGCCUAAAACUGAAAAUGAUUCCAGCCAUUUCUUUAUUUAUUAUAAUUUUACACCUUUUGAGCCAGUACAGCUCCUGUCAGCAAUUGGUUACUGGAGCUCUCAUUUCUGGAUUCGUCACUCUCUUACUCCCGAUUUUCUUGUUUCCUGUUUGUAUCACCCCUGGGGAGAAUUUGGAGCUGUCUUUGGAGUUCCAUUCACUGUCAAACAUGUAGAAAAGUUGGGCGAAGAAUGCUUGCUCAAAUGAGGGAAACAAACCAGGAAUUGGCAGAAAUCAAACUUCUCCUGAAACAACAGAUAAAGGAGGUCAUUUUUCUGAAGAAUACAUUGGCAGAAUGUAAUUUCUGUGGUCUCCAAAAUGAAUGGCAGCAUGAGACAAUCACUGUUUAUCCAUUUGAGAGCUGUGAUCCCAAUCCAUGCUUCCCUGGGGUUCAGUGCUCAGUGACACUCAAUGGAUUCCACUGUGGGCCCUGUCCCAACGGCUUUACAGGGAAUGGGACACACUGUACUGAUGUGGAUGAGUGCCGGAUGCGUCCGUGCCACCCCAGGGUCCGAUGCAUUAAUAUGUCUCCUGGCUUUCAAUGUGACCCCUGCCCAGUUGGUUACACUGGCCCACAAAUCCAGGGAGUUGGAGAGACGUUUGCCACAACACACAGGCAGAUUUGCAACGACAUCAAUGAGUGUGAGGAUGGUGCCAAUGGCAGCUGUGACCCGAACUCGGAGUGCAUCAACACUCUGGGAUCAUUUCGGUGUGGCCCCUGUAAGGCCGGCUAUGUCCGAGAUCAGAACCGGGGCUGUCGUUUGGAGAGGAGCUGCAGCAAUGGAGCAAGAAACCCCUGCCACGAGAGAGCAGACUGUAUUGUCAGCCGCCAUAACAAGAUCACUUGUGUUUGUGCAAUCGGAUGGGCUGGAAAUGGCUACAGAUGUGCAAAGGACACAGAUAUUGAUGGGUUUCCAGAUGUGACACUUGAUUGUCCUGAAAGACACUGCCACAAGGAUAACUGUGUGACAGUGCCAAACUCUGGGCAGGAAGAUGCUGAUGGAGAUGGUGCUGGAGAUGCCUGUGAUGAUGAUGCAGAUGGAGAUGGAGUUCCAAACCUUGAGGACAAUUGUGUUCUGGUCCCAAAUGUCGACCAGAGAAACACAGAUCAGGAUAAUUUUGGAGAUAUGUGUGAUAAUUGCAGACUCAUCAUUAAUAACAAUCAGCAGGACAUUGAUGGUGAUGGUAAAGGAGACGCAUGUGAUCAGGACAUGGAUGGAGAUGGAAUAAGGAAUGGUUUAGAUAACUGUGAGCGAGUUCCAAACCAGGAUCAGCUGGACCGUGACAGUGAUGGGGUUGGAGAUGCCUGUGACAGCUGCCCAAACAUCAGAAACCCAGAUCAGUUGGAUGAUGACAACGACCUUGUAGGUGAUUCGUGUGAUACCAACACAGACAGCGAUGGUGAUGGGCACCAGGACAGCAAAGAUAAUUGCCCGACGGUCAUUAAUAGUGCCCAGCUAGACACAGACAGGGAUGGACUGGGUGAUGAAUGUGAUGAUGAUGAUGAUAAUGAUGGAAUUCCUGAUUAUGUCACUCCUGGACCAGACAAUUGCCGACUUGUCGCUAAUCCAAUGCAGGAAGAUUAUGAUGGUGAUGGGAUGGGAGACGUGUGCGAAGGAGAUUUUGAUGACGAUAAGGUCAUCGACGUUAUCGAUGUUUGUCCCGAAAAUGCUGAGAUUGCACUCACUGAUUUCCGAGCCUAUCAGACGGUGAUCCUGGAUCCUGAGGGAGAUGCGCAGAUUGACCCAAACUGGGUUGUCUUAAACCAGGGGAUGGAGAUUGUGCAGACAAUGAACAGUGAUCCAGGUCUCGCAGUCGGUUACACAGCCUUUAAUGGGGUAGAUUUUGAAGGAACAUUUCAUGUAAACACAAUGACCGAUGAUGACUACGCUGGAUUUAUCUUUGGCUAUCAGGACAGCUCCAGUUUCUAUGUGGUAAUGUGGAAACAGACAGAACAAACCUAUUGGCAAGCUAAUCCUUUCCGCGCUGUGGCAGACCCUGGGAUCCAGCUCAAGGCAGUGAAAUCUCAGACUGGCCCAGGGGAACACUUGCGGAAUGCUCUCUGGCACACAGGAGACACCAGCAAUCAAGUCAAGCUUUUGUGGAAAGAUCCCAGGAACAUUGGGUGGAAAGACAAGACUUCAUAUCGCUGGUUCCUGCAACAUAGGCCCCAGGUCGGGUACAUCAGAGUCCGACUGUAUGAAGGACCAAAGAUUGUGGCAGAUUCAGGGGCAAUUGUUGACACUACGAUGCGUGGAGGGAGACUUGGAGUCUUCUGCUUCUCACAGGAAAACAUCAUCUGGGCAAAUCUACGAUACCGAUGUAAUGACACAAUUCCAGAAGAUUUCCACCCAACACAACUUCAGAACCAGAUUUGAAGAAUGGAGCAUGAUCCCAGAAAAACCUUUUAGAAUUUACCAACUCUGGCAGUGACAACAUCUCAAACCUUUAAUCAAUAAUACUAGAACUUUUCCCACAGAUUUAGAUGAAGGUAACAACUCUAACACCUGCACCCUUAUUGGAUGAUGGGCAAGAGCAGGUCUUAAGGAAAUCCUUCAUGAUCAACUGAAUAAAUUCUUGUCACUCAGAAGAUGGCCAAUCAAUCAAUCAAACGUUUGAGUGAUUUCAAUUUAUUUUUCUCAUUUGAUCUUUGGGAUUUAGGAAAUGGACACAUUUUGUAAAUUUUAGAUCAGAACAAUCUGGUACAAAGGCAGAUCGAGAAUGAGCAAAGCUGAGAUUUUUACAUUUGGUCAGUGUUGAAUAAGCGAGCUAGAAUCAUUAAAAUGUACCCGUCGUUUGUGCUGACUUAUAGCCAUCACACUUAGUCCCCGAGUUAUUUCUUUACUUAAGAUUACCUCCUUCUAGACCCCAACAACUUGGUGAAACACUUCCCCUCAUGUCCCAAUAGAUUUAUUUUCCAAUUAUUUUUGCCCUUUGAUCUCUAGAUUAUUUUCCUCUCUUAACACUUCCAAAACUUUUCACCAACAUGAAAAUUUGACAGGUGAUCUCUAACCCUUCUCUACUGAGGAGACCAGUCUUAAUAUCUCACAGUCUCACAACUUAGGUCUCUCUUUAUUGGUAAUUAUUAGUGAAUGUUUUCUAUAUGUUUCUGAAUAAUUUAGUGUUUUUCCUUGCGUAUGGCACCCAGAUUAAAGGUCAUUAGGAUACUGCCAAGCCCUUCAGUUAUUCACUAGAUCAUUUUAACCAAAUUCCAAUCCUGCCCAUUUAUUACAUUUGCAGAGGAUUGGAAGAAUAUGGUGCCAAGA
Messenger RNA from Stegostoma tigrinum, 3577 nucleotides. RefSeq names its product cartilage oligomeric matrix protein (gene comp). NCBI's taxonomy places the organism in Eukaryota, Metazoa, Chordata, Chondrichthyes, Orectolobiformes, Stegostomatidae. Gene Ontology annotation, molecular function: calcium ion binding. Gene Ontology annotation, cellular component: extracellular region. The record is from RefSeq and is a predicted model, not a curated record. The transcript is spliced from 20 exons. Gene Ontology annotation, biological process: cell adhesion. The coding region runs from base 503 to 2689 and encodes 728 amino acids.